AUGGAGGAAGUAAUUGUAGCAAAAACCAGAAAUAAAAAUUUAUCCUCUAGAAAAGAGCUUGAGUUGCUGGACAAACAAGAACUUAUAGAUAGAAUUUUACAACUAGAAGCUCACACAGUGCAAUUAAAAAACAUAAUAAAAAAAUCAGACGGAGUUAAAUAUGACAAAAAACAAGGAAAAGUUUUUGAUUUUAAUCAGUGUCACAAAAGACAUAUUUUAUUAAAAUUUUACUAUCUCGGGUGGAACUACUCUGGCUUUGUUGAACAGGAAGAUACGGUCAACACUAUAGAGCAUCAAAUAUUUAACGCUCUGAAAAGAAGUUGUCUGAUAGAGCAACGAGAGACGUGCAACUAUCACCGAUGUGGUCGAACGGACAAGGGAGUCAGUGCUUACUCCCAAGUUAUUUCUUUGGACGUACGUAGCAGGCUGGAGCCCGAAAAUCAGGCUAAUUUGAAAGAAGAACUGUCGUACUGCAAAAUAUUGAAUAGGAUUCUUCCCAAAGAUAUCAGAUGUACUGCCUGGGCACCAGUCGCUGAUGAUUACUCCGCGAGGUUCGACUGUAAAACACGUACUUAUAGGUAUUAUUUCCCGAGAGGUAAUUUAGAUAUUGAAGCGAUGAAUAAAGCUGCUGAGUACCUGGUAGGUCUUCACGAUUUUAGAAAUGUCUGUAAAAUGGAUGUUGCCAAUGGUGUUGUUACUUUUGAACGCACUAUUAUUGAUGCUAAGAUCGUAGAAAGCAACGAAAGUCAUAAACAGAGUGGGUACGAUAUGUGUCAGUUGAUUAUAGAAAGCAAGGCCUUUCUUUGGCAUCAAAUAAGAUGUAUCAUGGGAAUUAUGUUGCUAGUAGGCCAAAAAAAAGAGGAGCCAGAUAUUUUUAAUUACUUAUUUGAUAUUGAAAAAUGUCCGCGUAAACCCCAAUAUAAUUUAGCACAUGAAUUGCCGCUUAAUUUAUUUUACUGUCAUUACGACGACGCCGAAUGGUUUUAUGACGAAACUGAAGUUGAGUUUGUUAUUAAAAGCUUACAGGAAGAUUGGACGCUUAAUACUAUAAAAGCAGAGAUUAUUAAAAGUAUCAUUGAAGAUUUAUCCUCUCAUGUGGAAAAUAAAGAAGGGUUUAAUUAUCAAAGUGACUGUCUGAUUCAAGGAGUUCAAACUAAAGUUCAUUUGCCGUUGAUGAAACGAACUACCUGCGAAAGCCUUGAAAACAGGAUAAAACAUUUCAAAAAAAAAAGGAGAAUAGAAGUGAAACAUUUGUUAAAGGAUACGUAG
Messenger RNA from Cotesia congregata, 1269 nucleotides. NCBI's taxonomy places the organism in Eukaryota, Metazoa, Arthropoda, Insecta, Hymenoptera, Braconidae. The record is from the annotation of a GenBank genome assembly.